Molecule: messenger RNA, 4515 nt
Organism: Homalodisca vitripennis (glassy-winged sharpshooter)
Lineage: Eukaryota; Metazoa; Arthropoda; Insecta; Hemiptera; Cicadellidae
Product: netrin receptor UNC5C-like
Exons: 18
Coding region: 295-3150 (951 amino acids)
Biological process (GO): motor neuron axon guidance; netrin-activated signaling pathway
Cellular component (GO): membrane
Molecular function (GO): netrin receptor activity; protein binding
Source: RefSeq, a predicted model, not a curated record
GCUCCGAGCGUCAGUCGGCUCCGGGAGCUCCGGUCGGCAACUCGGGAGUAAAGGGUGUACUUCAUGGUCACGCGUGGGUCGCGCUCCCUAGAUUGACUGAUCAACAAUCGGACAUUUAUCGCGUGGGGGUCAGUGACGUUAUUAGUGUUAGUGUGCUCUGGAGAGUUGUCGCUUGGAAAUAAAGGGUACGGAGCGUUAUCUACUCAGCGCUAGAACUCGGCAAUGCUGCUGCCCCGGUGUUCCAUCCACCAGCAUACUUCUGAGUCUUGUACUUCUACCUCAUAGCUUUUCGUCAUGGCUCAAUUUUCCUGUAAAUGGCUUUUCCUGCUCCUGUGUGUCUUAUAUCGUGUUAGAGGUUCAGAAGAGCCGGAACCUGAUGACGAAGACUUGCUGGAAGACCCGCUUCCGGCCGUAUCCGGGAGUUCGGACCACCACUCGGUGCCACUCCCCGUGUUCCUGGAGGAACCCACCGACACCUACGUCAUCAAGAACAAACCUGCCGCUCUCUCGUGCCGAGCUGCGCACGCGCUUCAGGUCUACUUUAAGUGUAAUGGAGAUCGGCUGCAGACAGCGACCGGGGAACUCCACCCCCACCAAGAAUUCGUGGACCCUCAGACCGGCGUGAGGAAUGUGGAGACCGCCAUCAACAUCACCAGAGACGAUGUGGAGGAGUACUUCGGCAAAGACAAGUUCAAGUGCGAAUGCGUCGCCUGGUCCUCCCGUGGGCAGAUCCGCAGCCAGCCCGCCGUCAUCGACGUCGCUUAUUUAAAGAAGCAAUUUGACUCACCCCCGUACUCUCAGAACGUUGAGAUGGACCACCAGGCUGAACUGCGAUGUCACGCUCCUCCCGGGGUCCCACCCCCUCAGAUCUACUGGCUGCGGAACGGUCUGCCCCUGGAGACCGACACCAACGUGAUCGUCAGUAGUGAGGGACACCUGCUUAUCAGUCAGGCGAGGCUGCAGGACACUGCUAACUACACGUGUGUGGCCGAGAACAUAGCGGCUAAGCGCAUCAGCGACCCGGCGCUCCUCACUGUAUAUGUGAAUGGCGGCUGGUCCUCCUGGUCCGCCUGGUCCGAGUGUAACUCUCGCUGUGGUCGCGGGAUACAGAAGAGGUCUCGCCUGUGUAACAAUCCCCCGCCUCUCAACGGCGGCCAGCAAUGCUCCGGGCCAGCGCUGCAGAAGUCAGACUGCACGGCUCUCUGUCCUGAGGAGGCUCUGUCACCGGCAGUGGACGGGAGGUGGUCAGCGUGGUCAGGUUGGAGCGCCUGCGGGCCGGACUGCCGCCAUCACAAGAGGAGGACCUGCUCCAACCCUCCACCAUCCAACGGCGGCAGCUACUGCCAGGGCAAGGAUACGGCCACUGCCAACUGUACUGGACCUCUAUGUGUGGUAAUGCGCGAUGAACCGAGUUCCUUGCUGACUGAAGAAGCGAGCAAUGCUGAUGCCGACAUGAAGGUUGCUCUCUACAUCGGUCUGGUGGUGGCCUGCUCAGUCUUCAGUUGCAUCGCUACUCUUCUGUUCCUGCUCCACCGCCGUAAGGGCAGAGAUCACAGCAUGUACAACAUGGCAGUGUCCGAGUAUCAACCGGAGUAUCUGCCCAAUGAAGAAAAGAAGACGUACCAGGUAGAACCUCUUCAGCCGGACCUCACUCGAGGAACUGUCAUUCCCGUAGCCGUCCCCAGCUGCUACGAGUACCCCUACUCCGAGACCGUGGACAAGUACCCGUCCAUGCAGCGCUCCUACAGCGACCAUCACUACGACGUCCCCCAUCUGCACAGUCCCUACUCGCAGAGCCGCAGCACAUACUCAGACUCAUGUUCCAGUGGUGACGGUUCAUGUAAGAGCUGUACCUCGGUUUGCGGCCUCAGCGACUCAGACAGCGUAGCUACUGGAGCUGUAACGUUUGCAGGAACCCGUCUUUACUUACCGGAGUCCGCAACGUCUCUGACUAUUCCAGAGGGAGCCUUGCCCAAAGGAGUCAAAGAGCAAGUCUAUCUCGCAGUUCUUCGAGAGGACCGUCACAGGCCCAAGCUAAGAGAGGGAAUGACACAGCUCAGUCCCGUAGUGCUGACAGGUCCAGCCAACGUCACACUGAAGAAGCCCGCAAUCCUCAGCAUGCAGCACUGUGCCAGCCUGAGUCACGGUCACUGGAGGAUAGCUCUGUGGGGAUCAGACACGCCCCUCGAUCUCAACCCUGUCUGGCAUGAGGUGGUCACGAUAGAGGAGGAGACUAUCAACACGCCAGUGUUUGCCCAACUGGACGAGCGACAUCUGUUCUUGAUGACCGAGCGGUUGACGAGGUUCGUGUUAGUUGGAGAGGCAAGCAACACUUCUGUCGAGAGACCUUUCAAAAUUCUAAGGCUGGCGGUCUUCGCACCCCUACCGCUCUCCCCUCAACCCCUUGACUACGGCGUGCGCGUGUACAUCCUGGAGGAUACACAGGCGGCUUUGGAGGGUGUGGUGCAAAUGGAGAAGCAACACCGUGGAUGUUUGAUGGACAAAACUAAAUCACUACUGUUCCAAGAAGGAGGUGCCAAUCUAUGUUUAAGUCUCGAGGACAUCAGUCCUGGCUGGAGAAGCAAGCUACAAGCUGAUUAUCAGGAGGUACCGUUCCAACACGUGUGGACUUCUAGCCAGAACCACUUGCACUGUUCCUUUACCCUCGAGCGGACCGAGCGCAUGGCACCUUCUGUGUCCUUCCGUGUCCUCGUCAGUCAGAACGGCUGCCACUCCCAGAGGCUCGUCUUCAGAGUCAACUCCGAUCUCUCCUCUGACUCCACCAGUUCUUCCUUCGGUCCGCAAGGAUGUCGAACUGUUACAAGCAGUAGUGGAUGUGGCUCCAGUGUGACUACCUGUGACACAAAACCAUUCAAGUUCGGCAGAACGCUGAGGAGGCAGUUAAGUCAAUGUCUAGACCCGCCCAACACCUCAUGUAACGACUGGCGGAUGUUAGCUCAGAGACUCAACAUCGACAGAUACUUAAACUACUUUGCAACGAAGCCGAGUCCCACAGAACACAUCCUGGACUUGUGGGAAGCCAGGCACCGGGAACCGACGGCCGUCACUGACUUGGUGAACAUCCUGAGGGUGAUGGGUCGGAGUGAUGCAGCGGCGCUCAUCGAGAAACAGCUUGGGCCUUGGCUCUAGACUAGCGGCCUAACUGGUGGACAUAGUCAUCAUUAAUUGAUAAUGAUAACGUGAAGCCAACGAUAAUGUGUCCGAGGGAGUACCUAUUGAGGUCUCGCUUACAACGCAAUUUUCUGGUACAAGAGGCUGUUUGUAGACACGUAUUGUAGCGGUCGAUAAUGUAGAUCGCUUUUCCAGAAAUGCUGAGAGAUUUUACAUCCCUGAUACUAAUUUUGAUCAUGCUAAUAUUUAAAAACAAAUUUUUCUUCAGUAAUAAUUUUGUAUAAUGAAAUAUAAACUUCAUAACUGUUUCAGUUACUGACAGUACUCAUGGAUUACUCAUAUAAAACACUAAAGUUCCUAACUAUAGUAAAUAUUCUUUGGGUUUCUUAUUAUUUUUCGCUACAUUUUCCUAAAUGAACUGCUAUAAUAAUUUCUUGUGUAAAGUAAUACAACGAGAAUACCUCUUCACGAAUUUAUCUUGGUACAUAAUAAUUUAACUGUAUGUAUUAUGGACAAGCUGUACAUUUCUAACUAUAUCCUAGGUUAAGGUAUGUAAAACGAUUUAAUGUACAUGGUCGCAGUAUAGAUUCAGUGUAGGUUGCAGGUAAUCAGGAAGUGGGAAAUUAUGUAUAUCUUUAUGUAAUCACAGCGGUUAUACUGGACUAUAUCCUAAUAGCUACAGAAGGCAGAACACUUAAAGUGAAGUAUAGCUAUUAGAAGUUUUGCCCAUAUUUAUUAUUAGGGUUUGAAUUUUUUAAUUUUAAAAUAGUACUAAUAUUUUUAUAUACCUUUAAAAAUUGAGGAGUGAUAGAUACGUUUUAUAAAACAAUGUAACAUACGUUCAUUCAAACAGGAAUACAUGUUUCUUUGGCAAGACUCGUAUUAAAUGUUGGUUAUCGUUUUAGAUUCUUAGAAUUUUGCAAGUCCAAACAAGAUGGUGCAGUUAGCGUGAAUCAUUUAACAGUUUUAAAAUAGUGUAAGAAUUUAAAGUUUGAUAAAGUAGUUCCUCAGGUAGAUGACUGCCAAACGAAGGUGACAAUGUUCCAGACUUGUUCAAUUGAACCGGAAUUGAUUGAGUUGGUUCUUUAAUGAUGCCUAAUCCAUAAAAUAUUUUUGUAUUUCUUUUAUAGAGUCAAUAUAUGUGCAUAGUGUAAUAGAUUUUUAUAUUAUUUAUUUGUGAAUGAUUUUGUAGGUCUUUAUUUAUGACAAAGAGAUAACAAAGUUGCUCUAUGUAACUGAACAUAUUAGUAUAGUAUUUGUAGAUUGUUGUACAAUAACUGUAAAGGAGAUGUUCGUGUCUUAGUAGGAAUGUAACAAUGUACAAAUGUAAUGUAUAUGUACUGUGUACAUAGGAAUCAAUCAAUAAAUAUUUUUUACAAGACA